UCAACAUAUAUCGAUGACAUUUCAUUAUUGUUAGGUUACAUUGAACGAACAUACGUGGAACUAGUUUAAUUGUUCUAUCAAAAUAUCAAAAACUGAAAGAAGUUAUUAGUAAAAAAUGGCUCCAACGCGUAGAAACAAGCAAGGAUUGUUAGCCAGAGUGAAUUUUCCAUUGUAUACUGUGCAAAUGUUAACUAGUCGACAUAUUAUGGUUGGAGGUGGAGGAGGGACUGCGAAAACAGGUGUAGCCAAUGGAUUUGAGAUAUAUGAACUUUCACACGAUGGAGAGAAAUUCAUUGUAGAGGAGGUGAUCCGUCAUGAAACUGGCAGCAGUGUUGUUAUGAAUUGUGCAGCAUUCAGUGAUAGAAAACAUAGUUACAUAGUUGCUGGCCAAGAGAGCCAUUGCCAAUUAUAUAAUGUUAAAAAGGAAUUAGUAGUAAAUAGCACAGAGAAUAUCGAGAAUGAGGGAACUAAUGGUGUGAGGCACAGAAGGAAUUCAUACAAAAAGGAGUCUACAUCAAAGAAUAACAAUUAUAAACGUUUAACAUUUUUGAUUAAAAGUGGUGAUAGUGUACAGACAGAUUUUUAUAAAGAUGAACCAAUCCAAAGAGUUGUUAGGAUAUGCCCAUCAGGAAAAUGCAUGGCAACAGGUGGUACAGAUGGUAUAGUCAGACUAUGGAACUUUCCAAGUCUUCAACUGAAGCAUACACUGAAAGCACACAAAAAGGAAAUCGAUGAUAUAGACUUUUGUCCAUUUGGUGCCUAUUUGGUUACUAUAGCGAAAGAUGGUUUGGCUAUACUUUGGGAUUACAAAACUGGUAAAGAGAAACAAAAGUUGAGUUGGAAGCAGCCAGAGGGAUCAAAAUAUUUAUUUAAAAGAUGCAGAUUUGGACCAGUUGAAGGGGAGAAGAAUGUGAGUGCAUUGUAUAUGCUUAGCAAUCCUACUGGAGUAGCCAAGAAACAAAAGUCGUAUCUUCAAAGGUGGAAUCCAGAAGAUGGAUCUAUCAAUAGGGUAUCUGCUGUGGAUGAGAGUAUUUCUGCGCUGGCAGUGAGAGACGAUGGCCGAUUCGUUGCUAUUGGUACAAUGUUCAGCGGUUCCAUUUGUAUUUACAUUGCCUUUAGUCUACAGAAAGUACUGCACAUCCCUGGUGCACAUUCCAUGUUUGUAACUGGAUUAGAGUUUUUGCCGGUGUCAUCUGAGAAGGAGCACACCGUAACGAGUAUUUCAGAAGCUUCGGUCAUAUCAAUUUCAGUUGAUAAUCAAGUUUGCGUCCACAGCUUGCCUUAUAGACAUUCGAUGCCGAUGUGGUUAGCCAUUUUAAUAAUAGUCGUUGUACUGUUUCUGACGUUUGUGUUUUGUUCGUAUCUAGGAAUUUAAAUAAUUAGGAUUAUUUAAUAAUUUUUCCUUGGGUUGAAUGAAACAAUUAGCCAAUUUUUUCGGAAUACUCAGAGAUGAUUCUUUUUUUUGUGUCAAUAAUGAUUACAUGUUUUUUAUUAAAAAACUCUUCUGGUUAGUUAACUAGUUUAUGUAAAUUAGAUUAAUAUAAUUUUA
This is a messenger RNA of Nicrophorus vespilloides, 1549 nucleotides long. Its product is annotated as prolactin regulatory element-binding protein. Gene Ontology annotation, molecular function: guanyl-nucleotide exchange factor activity; protein binding; GTPase activator activity. NCBI's taxonomy places the organism in Eukaryota, Metazoa, Arthropoda, Insecta, Coleoptera, Silphidae. Gene Ontology annotation, cellular component: endoplasmic reticulum membrane. The transcript has 6 exons. The coding region runs from base 116 to 1375 and encodes 419 amino acids. Gene Ontology annotation, biological process: protein secretion. The record is from RefSeq and is a predicted model, not a curated record.